AUUGUGCGAAAUCUUCCUCCUCCAUCCAUUCAAGCGCACAGAAGAGCAGAAAACAUGCCGUCCAUUAGGUGUGUGUUGAGUUUGUGUGUGUUUUUCAUCACUGACUCCAGAUCAGACGAUCAUAUCAAUGUGCCUGCUGUACUGCGCAGUGUUUCUCCAUCAGCUCUGACCCCAGAUCAGCCCUCCAGAACAGCAGAUGGACCCAAACUGCUCAUUAAAGAUGGACUGGUACAGGGUCUGCUGCUGGACAAGUCUUAUGUGUUUUAUGGGAUCCCGUUUGCUGAUCCUCCAGUCGGGACGUCCCGUUGGAAAGCUCCGAGACCUGUUACUCCAUGGAAAGGGGUUUAUGAUGCCUCCUUUCCCAGAGCGUCGUGUAUGCAGGCCUGCAUCGGCCCCAUUGCUGACGACUGUCCCAAAAAGGUGAGUGAGGACUGCCUGUACCUGAAUGUGUUUGUUCCUCUGAGUGUGGAUCUGGCGGCUCCGCUGCUGCAGCCGCUGCCGGUGAUGCUCUGGAUCCAUGGUGGGGAUUUCAUAGCAGGAUCUGCUUCUAAACCGCUGUACGACGGCAGAUUCAUCAGCAACUACACACAGACUGUGCUUGUGAGCAUCGCCUACCGCCUGGGAGCCUUCGGUUUUCUAGUGUCCGGAAAAGACCCAAAGUUGGCGGCGGUGGGAAAUUAUGGCAUUCUGGACCAGCAGGCAGCGCUGAUCUGGGUUCAGCAGAACAUUGCAGCGUUUGGAGGAGACCCGAGCAGGGUGACUAUUUUUGGCGAGAGCGCCGGCGCUCAGGCAGUCAGUUUACAUCUGAUGAUCCAGAGCAGCAAACCACUCUUCAAACAGGCGGUUUUCCAGAGUUUACCCUUCUCCAUUCCUCUCAAAACACGACACGAGUCUCUGAAGCUGGGAAAACACUUUGCGAAAGCAGCAAACUGUUCACUGGAGGACAUGAAGUGCCUUCAGUCUCUGAGUGCUGAAGAUGUGCUGCAUGCGCAGAUCAAGACCAGCUCAAAGUUGGUGAACCCAUUCCGCUUUCUGGAGGUGUUUGAGAUCUGGGGGCCAUUCAUUGAUGGCGAGCUGAUCGAGGAGCAGGCGGUGAGCGCCUUCCAGAAAGGACACUGGCAGAAGGAGAAACCUGUGCUGCUUGGAACGACUUCAGAAGAAGGUGUGAUUUUUGUGUAUGGUGUCUUCAAGAAGCCCGUAUCAGCAGUCGAGUGCACUAUCUACACAACGGCCAUCUUUAAACAACACGCCAUCAAAAUCCUGCGCAAAUAUUUACCACUCUACAGCGACGCCGACCGCAGGGACAUGCUAGCACAGAUUGUGACCGAUUUCAUCUUCUGGUGUCCGUCCCGGAGGUCUGCGCGGGCCGCUGUUUUGUCCGGUAGCUCUGCCUGGAUGUAUGUGUUUGAUCAGGUGUCCAGCGACCCGCGCGUGUGGUCCGGUGUGUCCUCCUGUUACCGGCGUGUGUGUCACGGAGCGGAGCUGCCGUUCCUUUUCGACUCUGCGGCAGUGGCGAACUUCAGCAUGACCCCGGCAGAGAAACUGCUCUCCAACCGGAUGCUGUGCUACUGGGGUGGGUUUGCUCACACCGGAGAGCCCCAGAGACCCGCGGACAUCAGCGGGUUCUGCCGGCAGCAGCGGCCACCAAGCUGGCCCACAUACACAGCCCACAGCGGCUGGAUGAUCAUGAACCUGACCGCACAUCCACACCCACAGGCCGGCUCACGAGAAGACAUCUGCGACUUCUGGGACACUCUGGGCAUCUACCCGUAACAAAGAAAAUGGCAUUAAAAAUACUAUAGUAAUUUAUAGUGUUUCUGAACCACACGCUGAAUUAAAUACUCUUCGCAUUUACUACAUUUUAGUAAGAUAAGUGGUUGCAAACAAUUUGUUUGAGCUGAAUAUAAACAAACAAAUGCAGUUGAACAUUAUUAAAUUUAAUUGGUUUGUUUAAACUUACACUAUAAAAAAUGCACACAAUUCAUUCAUGUUGUCCCAACACAAAUCGAUUAAGUUAACGUAACACUUUUAACAAAUUUAUGUGGAUUGAACAUAGAAAAAUUAAGUUGUCCUAAUGAAAUCUCAAGAAUUGAGUUGAUUCAGCUUAUUUUAAUUAAGUAGUUUGAACAAGCAAAAAACUUGUGUAGUUCAUAUAAAUAGUUUGCAACCACUUACCUUAAAUGUUUUAGUGCAUAUACCACAGUGUAUCAUCAAUGAAAUAAACUUAUUCGAUUUACUGAAAAUAUUAAGGUAACUGGUUGAAAAUAAUUUAUUUGGGCUGAAUUAACACACACAAAUGAAAUGUAGUAUUGUUCAACUUUGUUUGUUUAAAUUCAGCCCAAGUAAAUUGUUCUUGUAUGAGACUGUAAAAAUAUCUGUUAAUGAACAGUUUCACAAGUGUUUUCUGUUCAUUUACAGUUGUGAAUUGCAUUAUGGGAUGUUGAUCUCUGCUCUGUCCACUUUUGAUGUUGGAAAUUCAACUCUACAGUUUAACAAAGAGACUUUUAGUCACGUUUUAGUAAU
This is a messenger RNA of Danio aesculapii, 2523 nucleotides long. RefSeq names its product crystal protein. Gene Ontology annotation, molecular function: cholinesterase activity. The record is from RefSeq and is a predicted model, not a curated record. Lineage: Eukaryota; Metazoa; Chordata; Actinopteri; Cypriniformes; Danionidae. The transcript is spliced from 8 exons. Bases 55 to 1773 code for a protein of 572 amino acids.